Funneliformis mosseae is the source of this 924-nucleotide messenger RNA. The record is from the annotation of a GenBank genome assembly. NCBI's taxonomy places the organism in Eukaryota, Fungi, Glomeromycota, Glomeromycetes, Glomerales, Glomeraceae.
AUGCGUACGUCAAAAGCCUUAAGAAUAUUAUCAAACGUGAGCGAGGUGAAUAGUGGCGUGACGAAGGAGCCUUCUUGGUCUAAAGAUCAGUAUGAUGUUGUUCAUGGGAACAUAAAUAAUGGUGGAAAUGGAAAUUUUAUUCUUAAUACUCGAGAGCCAGACAAUGAAAUUUUCUGUAUUCCUCCACUACGUGUUGUUGCUUCUCCCCUUCAACAUGGCUCAAAUUCACAGGAACGACCACAAACUUCUGAUCCAUCAGAUGUUUCCAUAUCUCCUGGAAUCGAGAUAGAAACUGAUGCAUAUAACUCUGAGAAUAAUGAAACAAGUGAUUUGAAUACACCAGAUCACGAGGAGACGGAUAAUGAAGAGAAGGUGGAGACGGCCAACAAUAAAGAGGUGAAAGAAAAUAAAAGGGGAAAGCAUAAGCUUGGCAUCAGAAACAUGAAAAAAUGUGAAAAGACAAUCAGGAAAAUGGUGGAAAAUGGGUCGCAGAGAACGAAAUUUCUCAAAGAGGCAGGGUUAAAGCUACCCAAAACCCUCAAAGACAUGCUGGUAAAAUUGAUGGCAAGAGCAUAUUGGGAUAAAGAGAAGUGUGCAAAAAUUCAAACAGUUAGAGCAAUCCACGCUGGUAUUGAACUAAUGGAAGUUCCAAGCAAUGCAAAAGAAUUUCCUGACAUUUUGGAUAUUUUAGCAUUGGUUUUAAAUAUAAAGACGAUGAAGGCGGUACAUACAAAAAAACAAACCAUAAAAUCAUUUAAAGAAGCUGGGAUUCGAAAGCGACCAUUAAACGAGGGUGAAUUCCAAAUACCUUCAUGCUUAACAACACUUAAGAAGGCUAAAAUAUGCGCAGAAGAAAAAGUCCAGAAUUCGUAUCCAUCAUCGCCAUGUCCUGGAUCUUCUGAGUCUGAAUUACCAUUAAUAUAG